Messenger RNA from Patiria miniata (bat star), 5238 nucleotides. RefSeq names its product protein fantom-like. The coding region runs from base 174 to 4409 and encodes 1411 amino acids. The record is from RefSeq and is a predicted model, not a curated record. The transcript is spliced from 36 exons. NCBI's taxonomy places the organism in Eukaryota, Metazoa, Echinodermata, Asteroidea, Valvatida, Asterinidae. Gene Ontology annotation, biological process: non-motile cilium assembly. Gene Ontology annotation, cellular component: ciliary transition zone.
AUCUAUAUCUUUGGGUUAUCGCCGAAUAUUUUUCAAACGACUGAAAAUGCAUGUCAACAAUGGGCGAAAGCAGCAUCCGAGCAUCCGAGGUUUUGGCAAUUUUUAAAGUCAGUGUGAUGUGGUGUCGUCCAAUUAUGUCAGAAUCUGUGUAACCAGACAUUGUAUCCGACAAAAUGGAUGCAGACAGCGUGUAUGACGAGACACCAGUCCGAGACCCUGGUGGGGGUGCCAGGGGUCAUGAGUUACCACAGGAUAGCGAACAGCGUCGCGCUCAGCAGAGACGAGCCGUUGCCAAGAUCAGCCGAGAGGAGUUGGAAGAUAAAUACCUCCGUCUCCACGAUGAGAACUUGGUCUUGAAGAGACAUGCCCGCAAACAGGAGGAGAAAAUUAAAAAAAUGGCCACCAAGUUGCUAAGACUAGUCAGCGAUCGGAAGAAGCAGGACCAGGAAGAGGGAGGAGCUAAGAGGCCAGCUCGUAAGGGGCGAGACGUGGAGACAGAAGAGAUGCUUGAGGACCUUCAGGGUAAAGUGAGGGAACUCCACAAACAGAACGACUUGCUUAAGAACAAGUUGAUGGUUACUAAACAACAGCUUGCCACUCAGGGUACCAGAUCGACACCCUAUCCUCAUGUCCAAUCCAGGAUAAAUACUGGUCUGCCCAAACCGCCACCACCAGACAACGUCCGAAAAGGCUUGAGAGUACAGGGACAUGAUCGGACCAAAUCAGCCACACCCAGAGCCUUCAGGACGGAUGUCCUACCAAGAUACGGUCACAGUCUGCUUGAGGAGGCAAGAGAGGAGAACCACAGACUUGAGGAAAUGAUUCAGGAUUUGCAGGAUCACAUCGCCUCACUAGAGCAAGAUCGGGAGAUUCUUCAGGAACAGGUGAGAAUCAAGGAACUGGAGCAUGAUGAAACACUACUCAGACUGAAGGAACAGAUGUCAGCAGGUCAAAGGCAUACAGCAAAGACAAACAUUCAUGAGAAUGUUGAGAUGAUUCGUCUGCAAAGAGAAGUCAAGGAGAAAUCCACAAAGCUGGAGGCUUUGAAAUCUCAGUUUGCCAAUCUGGAAGAGAAUCUAAGGACAGUAAAGAAGAGCCACGAUACUGUCUUAGCGGAGAUGGAGCAACUCAACAAGCGGUACCAGAAGGAGCAGAGUAAAGUGCUUGGGCUUCAGAGUGAGCUGAAAGAGUCUAGCACCUCACACAGAACCAUCAUGGAGCUCCAGGAGCGAAUCGGCAAUGUUGAGAACGAAAAGAUUAUUUUACAAGAAGCCAAUGAGAAACUAUUGAACAGUGCAUUUGAUGCUGAGAGGGAGAGGCAGUACCGAGCCAAUGAGAAGCAACUGAAGCUGCAGAUAGCCCAGCUGGAGGCAACCCUCAAGGGGGACCUGAACGACAAGAACACCCUGCUGGAUAAACUCAAUGAGGAGCGAGAGCAAUAUGAGAAGUUGUCCAAGGAGAACCAACAGCUGCAGAUCAGCUACUACCAGGUGAGGCAGCAGCUGGAUGAGCUUCAGGAGAAGAUGAAAUUCUUCACCAGGGAGAGCGCUGUGGACUUCCAAGAACUAGAAGAGGCUCUCAUCAUUGUCAAGAAAAGGAAAGAAAAAGGCAGUCAGGAUCUGGAGUUUCUGGAGAAGGUGGACGAAGAGAUGAACAAAGACUUGAAGGCUCAGGUGGUAUCCUUGCAAGCGGAGCAUGCGGAGACAGUCAGUGAGCUAGAGAAGACCAGGAAUAUGCUCAUCCUGCAGCAUAAGAUCAACAGGGACUAUCAGAUUGAGGUAGAGGGGGCUACCACUAGGCUUGAGGAUUACAAGCAAGAGUAUGAGACCAAGCUGGAGGAAUACGCCCAGUUGCUGGAUAUCAGAGCUGCAAGAAUCAAAAAAUUGGAGCGUCAGUUGAGAGAUGUUGCCUAUGGAACCAAACAGUACAAGGUCACAGACAUAGCAGAUGACGAUGAUUAUGAGGAGAUUGAUGAAACAAUCAAGCUAGAACGUGGCCAGAAUCUACUAGAGCUUCAUGUUACAAGGCUUGUAUAUAGCAGAGAAGGUCUAAAAGCUCUCGGAGAUGAAAACCCGUCCACGUUUGUGACCUAUGCAUUCUUUGAGUUUGAGCUCCAAUCAACGCCCAUACUCAAGGGAGAUAGGCCUCAGUUUGACUUCACCUCCCAGUACAAGGUGACGGUGGACGACUUCUUCCUGCAGCAUCUCAUGAAGGGCUCAACGACCUUGGAGGUGCACCAGGCCAUCGGCACGGAGUACCGCACCAUCGCAGCGUGUCAGCUGCGAUUCCGUGACCUGCUGGAUAAGCCCCAGGGGCGGCUGCACGGCACGGAACAGCUGCUAGGCCUUGAGCGUGCUGGGGUCAACUUUGGCACCAUUGAGUUUUGGGUUCGUCUCCGUGUCCCCAUGGAUCAAGCACUCAGACUAUUCAGAGAAAGAGUCAAAGCCAUGGGCUACAUCAUGUCCAACACCAGGACGGCCAAUCAGGCCAUAGCAACCCUGGACCAGACCGAAGGCAGGGAAGACACUAGAGGGCAGCAGAGGGACAACUUGAACGAGCUGACUGUCAAGGUGGUGCGAUGCGCCGGCCUGAAGCCACGGAGGGAAGGCGUACAGCCUAACCCCUACGCCGUCUAUCGUUUCUUUGAUUUCAACGAUCACGACACCACUAUUGUAACCAGCAGUAACUCCCCUGAGUUCAACGAUGCCAACGUCUACCCUGUCGUCAUGACAGCUGAGCUGGAUCAGUACUUGAAAAACGACACAUUGGGUGUGUAUGUCUUUGAUGAUACAGACCCUGAGGACAUGGCUUACAUUGGAGUGGCUAAGAUCCCAUUGAUCAGCCUGGCUCAUGACAAGGCCAUCAGGGGAACGUUUGAGCUCAAACAGAGUGAUGGUAAAGUGAAUGGGACUGUCGAUAUGGUACUGAAGUGGCACUCUACGUACUUUGCACCUAAGUUAACAUCAGGCAAACCUAAGCCUACCAAACCACCAACCACUCCAUCCAAGCAAGCACCAAUCAUCGCACACCGUCCGCCCAUAAAACCGGUCUCUGCUCAAGCCGCUCCUGCCGUCACCCCAUCCAAGCAGCCUAAGCCGCUGGCUGCAUCCACGCCAUCAGUGCCUAGGCCUCGGUCUGGUACCCAGCCAGCCGAUGCAGCUGCCAGUGAGAAGGUUGUUGAGAGAACACGGCCCCUGCCUCGACCAAGGACAUCAUCACAACCUCUGGAGCCAACACCAAGGAAGACGGCCAGUGAAUCCCUCAAAAAUCCUGUCAUUGAUGUCACACCUCCUCCACAUGAGGAUCAGACUAACCCCUUGAGCGUAACGCAGACUCUAGAGGGCGACAGACCAGCCCCGGCCCCGGCAUCAGUCCAGGAGAGUCCCUUUGACAGUGAGGAAGAUGCCGUGUUGGAUGACGUAGAGCGUGAGCUGGAAGGACUGUCCAGGGGCCAGGAGCAAGUGGAGGAUUCAGCUGAGGAUGUCAACGACCUGGUGGCACAGGAGAUGAGAGACGAGUUUGGACAAGAUGAGGAAAAGAUUGGCAAGACGGAGCAGUUUGAAGACACUAUGUUUGGAGACACCUCUGCUCCAGGUACUGGAGAUGAUGACUAUGACGAGGACUCCAUUGCAGAAGAAGUUGACAUCCCAGAACCCAUAGAGGAAGAGGAUGAAGAGGAUGGGGAGGGGGAGGGGGAGGGGGAGGGGGAGGAGGAUGAGGAGGCGGAGCUAGAUGAGGAAGAGGAGGAGGUUGGGGCUGGGGACGCUGGGCAGGAGAUGAUGGAAGGAGAGGUCGAUGAUGAUGAAGGGAUGUCCAGCGAUAGCGAGGCGUUAGUGGUCAUGUCUCCAGCCAUGAACAGACCCAUGUCGGUAGCUGCGGGUGACAACACGGUAUCGGUGACCAUAUUCCAUCUGAGUCUGGAACCAGACACACCAGUCAUCACUGAUGAUAACGUGCAGCGUCUAUACGUCGAGUAUCACUUCCUGGGCCUAUCAGGGGAAGAGACCGAGACGCCAUUCUCACUGCCCAAACCCAAGGCUUAUCAUAACCUUGUCUACAACUUUAAGAAAAUGUUUCAUGUCGACGCUGAGAAUAACAAGUUGCAGAGGGACUAUCUGGUCAGCAUGCUUCAUCCAGAUGAUGCCACGCAAGGAAAAAUCCGUUUCACCGUUGUGAGUGAGCCUCUGGAGGAGAGCCAGGAUUUAGAGUGUGAGGACGUUGGAUAUGCCUAUGUGGACGUCAGGGACAUGUUGAGAGAAGAUGAGGACAUGAUUGAACAAGAUAUCGACAUUCACUAUGCUAAGGAGGAGUCCAUUUUGAUCGGGACGAUGAACGUGUCGGUGGAAUGCGUGGCAGCAUUGAGGGCAGCAUCAGCCGAAGUUGAUUACAGCAACGCCAAUGCUGAAUAAGCGCAUGAGGGAACGAUGGAUGGACUGUAUUUGGACUUGUUGCUCGGAAAUUUGUGAAAGUGCCUGUAAUUGCAUAAAAGAAUUCGUUAGAAUUGGCAUAUCAGUAGAAGUUCCUAUUGUCACACAGAAAGGGGGCAGUUUGAAUUUUGUGCGUGGUCAAUAUAAUGCAGCCAAUUAACUUAUCUAACCACCGGUGCACAGCCGUGGUAUGCCCAAAACCAAAGCACUGCAAUCAUUGUCACAGGCCGAGAUCAAUAAAGACUUUAUAUAUUUGUUUAUUUCUGGUAAUGAAACCAAGGAUUCUUCAAAAGUGUCCUAGUCACCGUAACUUGCAAGUCUGAAGAAACCUGUAGAGAGACGAGCAAAGAAAUUAGCAUUUUAGAGGUGGCAGGAAAAACCCAGAAGAAUAUUGUCGGGAAAAAACCCACGGAAUCAGGAAGGGACUGAAAACCCAUUCCACAUGUUGACCAAGGUACGUGGAUGUGCCCCAUAUGCACAUGUGCCUCAGCUGACACCGCAUUAUGGGGAAGUUUUCUAUUGUUUGGGAAAUCAGGACCGAGUUAUGGGGAAUUGCUGCUCUCCCUAUUGCGUCCUCGGUCCCCACAAUAAGUAUCGUUCAACAGGAGUGUGGCCCCCACAAUUCCAGAACAAGACUUUGUGUGUUGUGUGUAUUUUUCGAGAUGUUUAUAGAUUUGGUGCAAACAUUUCAUUGUGAGGAAGUUCGAAUGUUGUAUUAGUAGUUCGUAUACUACUGCUAUGUAUAUGAUGGAUAUGGGCAAUUCCACGGUUACUCACGUUACAUUUUUGAUGUACUUUUGAGAUUCCUUGG